AUGCCAUAUUCUCUAAAGGGACGCAAUGUUUUAGUCACCGGAGGGUCAAGAGGCUUGGGAGCUGUCAUAUGCGAGAAAUUUGCUGCUGAAGGUUCCAAUAUCACGAUCAACUAUGUGAAUAGCAAAGACAUAGCAGAAGAAGUUGCUGGGAAAUGCAGGCAAGACUUCGGAGUCAAGGUCGCUGUCGUUCAAGGAGACGUUGGUAUGGCAAUAGAUUGUGUUCGCUUGGUUAAGGAAACUGUAGAACAGCUCGGAGGGCUCGAUAUCAUUGUCAACAAUGCAGGGUGGACGAGAUUUGCUAAGUUUGGCGAUUUGAACGACCUCAGCUACGAAGAAUGGGACAAGUGCUGGCGCACAAAUGUCAUGUCCCAGUUGUGCUUGAUGCAGGAAGCGGUACCAAUAUUCAACGCCAACCCAGAAGGAGGAGUAUUCCUCGUUUGCUCCUCGAUUGCGGGAAUCAGUUGCGGUGGAAGCUCACUCGGCUAUUCUGUAACGAAGGCUUCUGCACUCCAUCUCAUGAAGUGCAUGGCUUCAACGCAGGGGCCAAAAAUAAGAAUCAAUGCGAUUCUUCCGGGGCUGCUCUUGACGGACUGGGUAAGUGGGCCUCGAUAUGUUGGGUCUGUUUCCGCUGAUGAAAAUUCAAGGACUUAUCUGGACGACUGCGCAGGAUCGUUCGUGUCGGUCGCAAAGAACACCUCUAUAACAGGUCAACAGAUUAUCGUUGGUACGUCUUGA
Exophiala aquamarina CBS 119918 is the source of this 735-nucleotide messenger RNA. Its product is annotated as alcohol dehydrogenase. The record is from RefSeq and is a predicted model, not a curated record. The coding region runs from base 1 to 735 and encodes 244 amino acids. The transcript is spliced from 6 exons. Gene Ontology annotation, molecular function: oxidoreductase activity. Lineage: Eukaryota; Fungi; Ascomycota; Eurotiomycetes; Chaetothyriales; Herpotrichiellaceae.